Closterium sp. NIES-65 is the source of this 909-nucleotide messenger RNA. NCBI's taxonomy places the organism in Eukaryota, Viridiplantae, Streptophyta, Zygnematophyceae, Desmidiales, Closteriaceae. The record is from the annotation of a GenBank genome assembly.
AUGUCUUUCGUAGACUUGUCCUCCGUGUUCGGGCUGUCCAAGACCCUCUGCCACAUGCUUGUUGACGUGCUCCUCAUGCAUUUCCCGUCCGUCUUCAAGCAGCAGUGGGUCCACUUCUCGACCCGCGACGACCUCGACGAGAUGGCCGCAGAGUUCCGCGCCAUCAAGGGGGUACCUGCGGUAGUGGGGGCUAUAGACGGCACACACAUACCCAUGAAGGGGAUGGAGGGGCACAGGCAAGAGUACUACACGCGGAAGUCCUGUUACGCUGUCCAGUUGCACAUCACAUGCGACGCGCGAGGCAUCAUAUGGGACUAUUUGAUCGGAUACCCGGGCAGUGCGCACAAUCAGAGAGUGUUCAUGAACAGCCUAAUGGAGGACUGGGAGCAGUGCUUUAACUAUUGCCAAAGCGCAACGCGCAUGGCAGUAGAGCGCUGCAUCGGCGCCUUCAAAGGCCGGUGGCGUCUAUUCGCGGGCCGCAGUGACUGCAAGCUCUGGCACAUUCUUGCAGGGGCGUCUUGUGGCGUCAUCCUGCACAACAUGUGCGAAAUGAUGGGCGCAAGUUCAUGUGGGAGCCAUGUGACCCAUGCACGCAAGAGAAUUUUCGUUAAAGGCGCAAGCGGCUCGGCGAGGCUCUGGAGUCGUCUUACCUCACUCGGCGGCGCUGCGGACCCACACCUCCUCAUCCGCAUCUGGGUUAGAGGGGUCUUCGCCCGCCUGGCCGCAACGAAGCCAGCCGUCGUCGCCGCCUUCGGCGGCAUGCAGGUCGGUCACGUUGUCCGCGUGGGCAGGGUUGUCGUCGCGGACAUGCGGGGAGGGGGCGGGCUGCUGCACGCGUUCCCGAGCAAUACGCGCAUCCUGCUCCAUCCACGCGCGGACGAGGCCUUCGAGCCUGCUCAUGGCCUCUGA